Vicia villosa (hairy vetch) is the source of this 1971-nucleotide messenger RNA. RefSeq names its product mitochondrial carrier protein CoAc1-like. The record is from RefSeq and is a predicted model, not a curated record. Gene Ontology annotation, cellular component: mitochondrial inner membrane. The transcript has 7 exons. Bases 349 to 1380 code for a protein of 343 amino acids. Gene Ontology annotation, biological process: transmembrane transport. Lineage: Eukaryota; Viridiplantae; Streptophyta; Magnoliopsida; Fabales; Fabaceae.
CCUACUAAAGUUACACCAUAAUUGCCGAAACAAAAUUGGCCGGUUCAACGAACUCAUAACGUACUACAAAAUGUAACGAAAUCGAAUCAAAAUCAAAAUCAAAUCACAACAACAAAACCUAAAACCAGAGGAGAACGGAACGGGUUCUCUUCAUCUUCCUCACCCGUUCUCCUCUUUUGAAAUCGUGAUCGAUCGAUCGAUCUCAGGUUAUUGUUGUGAUUGGAAAACUCGUUUUCGGUUUGUUGAUGAAUCCAAUUGUUGCCGAAUCGGAUUGGCUAGUAAACGUAGCCGAUUCUUCGGGUUUCGGGGUUUCUUUCAGGGUGGCUAGGUUUGAAUCGAAUUUGGAAAAUGGAUUCGUCUCAAGGUUCGAAGCUGGCUGGUUUGGUGCAGAAUGCGUCCAUUAAGAGGGAUGAAUCUAGUUUGGAUCGUGUUCCUGUUUAUGUUAAGGAGUUGAUUGCUGGUGGAUUUGCCGGUGCGCUUGCUAAGAGCUCUGUUGCACCUCUAGAACGGGUCAAGAUACUCUGGCAGACUAGGUCGGGAGGAUUCCAUAAUCUUGGUGUUUACCAAUCUAUGAAUAAGUUGCUAAAACAUGAAGGGUUUCUAGGAUUAUAUAAAGGAAAUGGAGCUAGUGUUAUCCGGAUUGUUCCAUAUGCAGCCUUACACUUUAUGACAUAUGAGCGGUAUAAAAGUUGGAUCCUUAACAAUUACCCCAUUUUAGGAACGGGUCCUUCUAUUGAUCUUUUAGCUGGCUCAGCAGCAGGGGGAACUUCAGUUUUAUGUACAUACCCCUUAGAUCUCGCCCGUACCAAACUUGCUUAUCAGUUGGUGGACACAAAAGUAUGUAUCAAAGAUGGUAUUAAAGGGGUUCACUCUCAAUCUAUCGGUCCUGUUCAUAAUGGGAUUAAAGGUGUACUUACGAGUGCUUAUAAGGAAGCUGGAGUUCGUGGACUUUAUAGAGGUGUAGGUCCAACGCUCACUGGAAUUCUUCCAUAUGCUGGUUUGAAGUUCUAUACUUAUGAGAAAUUGAAGAUGCAUGUUCCUGAAGAACAUCAGAAGUCCAUUUUGAUGCGCCUUUCUUGUGGAGCUCUUGCUGGAUUGUUUGGGCAGACUUUAACGUACCCUUUGGACGUUGUUAAGCGACAAAUGCAGGUUGGAAGCUUGCAAAGUGCAGCUAACGGAGAUGCCAGAUACAAGAAUACAUUAGAUGGACUUAGGAAGAUCGUUCGUAAUCAAGGGUGGAGGCAGUUGUUUGCAGGCGUGAGCAUUAACUACAUAAGGAUUGUUCCUUCGGCUGCUAUCAGCUUCACCGCAUAUGACAUGAUGAAGACAUGGCUUGAUGUACCACCCCAACAAAGGUCUAAAUCAGUUUCAGCAGGAUAAUUUAGGUGCUUGCUCGUGAUGGCAAGAAUUUACCAUUACUGACCUCAUGGGCCUGUUUGGAUUGACUUAUUUGAGCUUAUCUACUGACAUAAGUUUUGUGACACUAUUUGGGAGACUUGAUCAAAACAGCUUAUGACUAUUUUUUAAAACUUUUUUUAGCUUAUUUUUAUAAGUUCUUCAAAAUAACUUAUGAGAACAACUUAUAACACAAAAACCUUUUAAAUUUAUUUUAUUUUUUGCUAUAAAAAUGACUUAUAUAAGCUUAUUCACAAGUGCUUAUUUUUGUAAGCACUUGUGCUAUAAGAUGUAAAUAAGUUGUUUAUCCAAAACAGACCCAUGUCUCCUAUAGAAAUUAUCAGUGCAUAUGACUUGUACAGAUUACUAUUGUUUAGAGGAACCAUUGGGAAUCAAUACUGUAGUUUGAUUAUGACAUUAUCGCAGAAUUCCUACGUCUUGCUACUUCAUUAUUUCUUGAACCCUGUGACUGUAACUUGUAGAUUUGUUAGAAACUAUGGAUGCAAAAAAGCUUGUUAACAUUAUGCAUGAACAUAUAUUCUAGUUUAAUAAAGUCGACUGCAAAUUCUAGCUCAA